This is a messenger RNA of Scomber scombrus (Atlantic mackerel), 816 nucleotides long. RefSeq lists its product as uncharacterized. The record is from RefSeq and is a predicted model, not a curated record. Gene Ontology annotation, biological process: response to bacterium. The transcript has 5 exons. Bases 37 to 816 code for a protein of 259 amino acids. Lineage: Eukaryota; Metazoa; Chordata; Actinopteri; Scombriformes; Scombridae.
GUCACUGAAGACAUUUGAACAAGAGGUAACACCAAGAUGAUCCUGUUGUCGAUGACACUGCUUCUUCUCCAUCAAGGAUAUGCACUGAUUUCAGUGAUCACAGUUCCACUUGGUCAACCGGUGACCUUCAUGUGUCUUUUCCCUGGAGCGGAGUAUAGCAACACACGAGUAAAGUGGUACAAGCAGAGUAUUGGUGAUUCACUUCUGUUAAUCACCACACUGUUAAAAGCUACUUCCACUCCUUCUUUUGAAAAAGGAUUUAAUUCCUUGCGAUUUGAUGCAAACUAUACCACAAUUACGAGCACUCUGACCAUUUUGAGGACAGUCCAAGGAGAUGAAGCAGUGUAUCACUGUGUAGUCUCCAACUGGAGUGAUGAAAAGUGGAGUGGGAUGUAUUUGUCUUUAAAAGAAAACACUCAGAACACAGCAAAAUAUACUGUUGUACAGUGGUCGACUGCAUCUGAUCCAGUCCGUCCAGGAGACUCUGUGACUCUCCAGUGUUCAGUCCUUUCUGACUCUGAGAGUAAAAGCUGUCCCGAAGAACACAAAGUGUACUGGUUCAGAGCUGGAUCAGAUGAAUCUCAUCUCAGUUUAAUUUAUGCUCAUGAAAACAGAAGUGAUCAAUGUGAAAAGAGUCCUGAGAUACGUUCUCCACAGAAAUGUGUCUACAGCUUCUCUAAGAAGGUCAGCUCCUCUGAUGCUGGGACUUAUUACUGUGCUGUGGCCACAUGUGGGGAGAUAUUAUUUGGAAAUGGAACAAAACUGGACAUUGAAGCUAAGCAACGGACAUCUGCUGAGAGUUGGGGAGCAGUGUGA